Molecule: messenger RNA, 1204 nt
Organism: Elgaria multicarinata webbii
Lineage: Eukaryota; Metazoa; Chordata; Lepidosauria; Squamata; Anguidae
Gene: IMMP2L
Product: inner mitochondrial membrane peptidase subunit 2
Exons: 6
Coding region: 35-562 (175 amino acids)
Cellular component (GO): membrane; mitochondrial inner membrane peptidase complex
Molecular function (GO): serine-type endopeptidase activity
Source: RefSeq, a predicted model, not a curated record
GCCGUCUGCGUUGUGCCAGCGCCGAAAAGCGAUUAUGGCACAGGCACGAGGCUUUGGGAGAAGGUACCUUAAAGCCUUUUUGAAAGGUUUCUUUGUUGCUGUUCCUGUGACUGUAACUUUCCUCGACAGAGUGGCUUGCAUAGCAAGAGUAGAAGGAGCUUCAAUGCAGCCUUCGUUGAAUCCAGGAGAAAGGCAGGUGUCUGAUGUAGUGCUAUUAAACCACUGGAGUAUUCGAAAUUAUGAAGUGCAACGUGGAGACAUAGUUUCACUGGUGUCUCCAAGAAACCCAGAGCAGAAGAUCAUUAAACGAGUGAUUGCUCUUGAAGGAGACAUUAUCAAAACCAUAAGUUACAAAAAGAAGUACGUGAAAGUUCCACACGGCCAUAUAUGGGUGGAAGGCGAUCAUCACGGACAUAGUUUUGACAGCAACGCUUUUGGCCCGAUCUCUCUUGGGCUUUUACAUGCCCGUGCUACGCAUAUACUCUGGCCUCCAGGACGCUGGCAGAAGUUACAGCCCAAGCUGCUUCCAGAACGCCAACCUCUCCAGAAUGAGCAGGAAUGACUGACAUAUAUCUAUGGGGAAACGAUUGAAUCUUGUAGGAACCGUACGAAAUGGGUUGGUGGCACAUCUCGGCUCAUCAAAGUAUUGCCAGCUGUACAAAGUGGGUGCAAGCAAAAUGUCUUUUUAUUACUGUAAAUCCAAACAGAAUUUUUUAUUGAAUCACAUGAAGUGGUGCACCAUUUGUUCUGAAGCAAUUGCCGCUUUAUUUGAAAUUUUGUCUUUCCAGAAGCUGUACAGUGCUUUAAUGCUUGUGCCUAUGCUGGUACCUCUGUAGUGAAAUGUGUCAUUUCCCCCACCUAUUACAUCUUUUAAUCUUUUUUCCAGGAGAUUUGAUUUUUCAGCAAUAUGUCAGAUCUUAACAUUCGUAUUGGAUUGUGAAAAUGUGAUGUCAGCUAUAUAGCUCAUCAUUCCUGCCAAGAGUUUGGAUUGCGGAAUAAUUUGUUUGUAUUGAAUGAAUAGUAUUUCUAGUCCAAAAAAAAAAAGUUGUUUGAUUUGGCUUUAUAUAUAUAUAAUUUAAAAGAAGACGUUUCAUUAAAUGCUUUUCCUUCCUUGCAUAUUAUUGGUUUCAUGAUUAAAUUGAAAAUACAUUUGUUUUUAAUUGUUUCAUAUAAAUACUUCUGAUAUAUCCAGUUGCUGAUAGAA